UUGGUUCUUUAACUUGUCUUUACGUAAUCAGUCUUUUGCCAACCCUAACAAUUUCCCCAAUCGGCCAAUCUUUCUCUGCUCAUCUACAGAGAGUCAUCCUUCGUUUGGGAUUCGGAUUAGGGUUUCCCAAUCACCACUUUCUCACUCAUCUUGCAGCCAUGGAUGCUCAGAGAGCUCUUCUUGACGAACUCAUGGGUUCAGCUCGCAACUUGACGGAGGAAGAGAGGAAAGGAUACAAAGAAGUGACGUGGGACGAUAAGGAAGUGUGUGGAUUCUACAUGGUGCGGUUUUGCCCUCACGAUCUCUUUGUCAACACUCGCAGCGAUCUUGGACCUUGCCCAAGAAUACAUGAUCCGAAGUUGAAAGAAAGCUUUGAGAAUUCCCCAAGACAUGAUGCAUUCGUACCCAAAUUUGAAGCUGACCUUGCUCAGUUCUGUGAGAAAUUGGUAAUGGACUUGGAUAGAAGAGUAAGACGUGGGCGAGAACGUCUUGCUCAAGAGGUGGAGCCAGCACCAGCGCCUCCAUUGACUACUGAAAAGUCUGAACAGCUAUCCGUGCUGGAGGAGAAGAUAAAGAAUCUUCUGGAACAAGUUGAAUCUUUAGGUGAAGCUGGGAAGGUUGAUGAAGCUGAAGCUCUUAUGAGGAAGGUGGAUGCACUCAAUGUUGAGAAAACGGCAUUAACACAGCCUCAAAAUGAUAAGGUGUUGAUGCUUGGUCAGGAAAAGAAGAUGGCACUAUGUGAGAUAUGUGGUUCUUUUCUUGUGGCAAAUGAUGCUGCGGAAAGGACUCAGUCCCAUAUUACUGGGAAGCAACAUGUUGGUUAUGGCAUGGUUCGCGAUUUCAUAUCCGAAUACAAGGCUGCCAAAGAGAAGGCCGUUGAAGAAGAAAGAUUAGCUCGGGAAAAAGAGGCAGAAGAGCGAAGGAAACAGAGGGAGAAGGAUCAUGAGAGAAGACGACGAAGUGAUUCAAGUGAUAGGGACAGGCAUCGGGAUAAAGAUCGAGAUAGGGACAGGGAUAGGUACAGAGAUAGAGACCUAGAUCGUGAAAGGUCUCGGGAGCUGGAUGGUAGAGGUAAUCGAGAUGGGGGAAGGGGCAUGGAUUCUAGGUUGAGGAAUGGAAGAAAUGGAGGCAGAGACAGGUACCGCAACAAAAGCAGGUCACGCUCCCCCGUUAGGCACAACUACAGGCGGCACUCCUGAAAUCUGGUUUCUCAAAUUUGGGGAAUUUCUUGAUAGAUGUCGGAAUUUGAAUUAAAAAGAGGUAGAUCUUAAUAUCCCAAGACUUAGAUAAAUAUGUGUUUUGGAGUCCUGAGUUUUCUCAUCAUCAAGGGUGAAUUUAUUUUGUUUCUUAUGUCAGAGCUUUGUUGAGACUAUACAAUCUCCCUUCCAUCAAUAUUAUUUAUGGAGAAAAAAGGGUUGAGGUAGGUAUUUUACUGUUGUAAUUUUUUCCUCUUGCAUGACUGAUCUCUGAAAGUGUAGUCCAGUCUUUCUUUACUCGCAUUUUCUAGAAGUCAUUUGAUCGGUUUAAGAUGUCAGACACAAAAUUACAUGCAUGGUUGUCAUUGCUGCUGAGGGGGAUGGUUUUCUCAUGUUUUGAGGUAACCUGUGAAUCUUAUAUCCUGAGAAAAAUAUGAUAUUUGUUCAUAGUAGAAAUCAUGUUUGGUUUCCCGUAA
This is a messenger RNA of Arachis duranensis, 1672 nucleotides long. RefSeq lists its product as uncharacterized. Lineage: Eukaryota; Viridiplantae; Streptophyta; Magnoliopsida; Fabales; Fabaceae. Gene Ontology annotation, molecular function: mRNA binding. The record is from RefSeq and is a predicted model, not a curated record. The transcript has 7 exons. Gene Ontology annotation, cellular component: U2-type prespliceosome; U1 snRNP. Gene Ontology annotation, biological process: mRNA splice site recognition. Bases 159 to 1199 code for a protein of 346 amino acids.